GUAAGAUGUUGAUUGUAUUUUCUGUUGAAAAGAAACUGUGUAAUUGUGUCUAGCUAAACCCAUAUCUUCAUGUGAACAUUACUUAAGAUAUGGAGUUUCAAAUGAUGUCUUUUUUUUCAUGGCAUCCGUCUUCGCAGGAUGAAAUCACACAAGUACUGUGAUGUUUUCUUUAGGUGGAUAAGCUGUUCCCUAGGCACCUAUCCAUGCACCUGGAUAACCCAAGUUAACAUCAUAUGCGGAUGGCACAGCUUGGCACCUGCAGCGCAACAGGAGUUGUUGGAAUGUUUCAUUGUAUGAAUGUGUCCGCCUACGGGAGUCUUUCUCCGCUGUUUUUUUGUAUUGAGAGUUUCCUUCUCCUGGAUGAGUUGCCAACCAAGGGUUAACAGGUUGCACCCUCACGCUUUGCUGGUGAUGUCUUUGCUUGACUGGUUCUUUGAACUCCAGACCACAAGCUUGGGGUUGGGGUUGACCCAGUUUACACCACACGACCCCCCGUAACCCAACUGAUCUUAAAUCAUAUUAUAUUACUAAGUCAUGAUACAUGUCAUUCCUACUGAGCAGCCUUUUGUACUCGCGUAGAGGUCGCACCUUUUUAACCAAACAUUUCAAUAAAAAUCAUGGGUGCGAGCUAUCUAAACGACAUCAACUUCACUUAGUGUUAUUCAGCGUUAAGAAGUCAUUCAUUUGAACAAGUUGAAGAACCGUUUUCUCCCUUCCUGGAGCGUAUCCGCUGGUAAACAACAAAACAAAAAAUCCUCCCUAUAUCGCGUAGUUUAUGAAGAUUGAUUUUCAAAUUUCCCAGCUGUUCAGGGAACAUUUUUGUGACGAGUUUUUAACAAAUAUUCGUUCAAUUUACGUUAAAAAGUGUCAUGUUCAUCGCACAACUGAACUGAUGGUGUCGCAAAUCUACGGUUAAACUGAAAAUACUCAACUUGUGAAACCCCAAAAUUAAGGGUGCUCUCAAGGACAGUCAGAACGGUUCUCAACUUGUGAAACCCCAAAAUUAAGGGUGCUCUCAAGGACAGUCAGAACGGUUCUCAACUUGUGAACCCCAAAAUUAAGGUUGCUCUCAAGGACAGUCAGAACGGUUCUCAACUUGUGAACCCCAAAAUUAAGGGUGCUCUCAAUGACAGUCAGAACGCUUUCCGUAUCUUUUUUUUUUUUUUUUAUUAAAGUGAAUUUCAAGAUUUAAAGAAAAAAAUAUUUGCGUUUGUGUGUGUUUUUUUUUUCCUACAGGACCUGCAAUAUGUUUUCCAUCGCUGUCACGUGUCUGGCUGUGGUCAGUCGUUUGGUCAGCGGCGAUCUACAACAACAGCAGGCUUUGUCUUCUGCCGUGUCAGCCUUCUCCCAAAAGUUUUACCAGCAGACGUUUUCCACUACGAAGAGCUCCGUCUUCUCGCCUUACAGGUCUUGUCUUUAGAUUAAACAAUUUCAAUAGACCGCGAUGGAAAAAAAAAUAGUUAUAUGACAUUAAUUAUUGCUGAGACUUUCAGUUUAUUAAUUUAAAAAAAUAUAUAUAUAUAUACAUAUUGGAGUUAGCUAUUUCAGAUAAUAUUGCCUAUUAUGAGAAUCGCAUCAUAUAUAUUUUAUUAUAUUUUUAAUUAGAUUUAUCUCGUAUAGAAAAAUAUAUUUAGACCAUAAUUUUUUUUUUGAAACAUUAAAAACUAUAUAAAGACUUGGCUAUGUUAAGAUAAGAACGGACAGAUGAAACUAUUAAGGCCACCAACGGUUGACGAAGGCAAUGCCCUGUCACUACGACAUAGAGCAAUAGAUUUCUUUGCAUACUACAGAAAUGGAGAAGUUAAAUCUUUUUUUUUUUUGUAACGCUUGGACCCACCGGUCUAACCGGGUGCAGUUGUUGUUUUUUUUAUCCGGGUCCGGGUAUUUUGAGAAAAAAAAUUAUUUCUAAAGAAAAAAAUUCAAAAUUUUUUACCGGAUUUCAGACGACACGCAUGGGGGCUCGUUGCGUGACAGACAAACAAGAACAAUAACCACACCAAAGAAUAGUCACCUCCCCUAAAUAAAAUAAAAAGUCAACCCAUUGACCAGAGUUCAGACGCACUCAGUACUAUUAAUAUAAAACAUGUGGGGGUUGGCGGUGAGGGGGGGGGGCUGGUUUUGAAAAGGAAGCAGGACGUACCAGAAGCUAAAUGUAUAUGAGAGAUGGUUUGAAUUUUUUACGCAUAUUAUGUAGAAUGAUCUAAAGAUGACGCUUAAACAAUAAUCCACAUAGUCUAAACAUACACACACACAUACACACACACACACACACACAUAUAUAUAUAUAUAUAUAUAUAUAUUUAUUUAUUUAAUUUGGAAUGCUGUCAAGAUUUCUUCACAUCAUAUUAAAUUGUAUACAAUGACAUGUUUAUUACAUGAGAGGGUCUAAAGAUGAGAUGUGUUUCCUAUUGAGUCAUCUAAAAAAAAACUAUAUAUAAAUGCGUGUUAUCUAUGUAAAUAUCUAUAUAGAUAUGGACGAGAUCAGUAAUAAUAAAGCACACAUGUUUUCUUUAAAAAUCUCAACACUAACCGCACUCUCUGUCUCCAGUGUCCAUUCAGCUCUGUCCAUGACGUCACUGGGUGCUCGGGGCGACACGGCCACUGAGAUCUCGCAGGCGUUGGGUGUGACGUCAUUGGGAGCGUCAACGCAUCUCGCUUACAAGGAGCUUAUCCAACAGGUAAUUUGUCAUCAUAAAAUAAUCCGCCAGGUAAAUCUCGUAAUGAAAUCAUCCGACAAGUAUAGCUCAUAAUGAAAUCACCCUACAAGAAAAUCUCAUUACGAAAUCAUCCGACAUGGUAGUCUCAUAAUAAAAUCAUCUGACAGGUAAAUCUCAUAAUGAAAUCAUCUGACAGGUAAAUCUCAUAAUGAAAUCAUCGAAAACGUUGACUGGACGAUGAUCACUGUUCAUAUUUUAUCCAUAUCGACAUCUCGGACAAUGUUUUGACCACGUUUACGAGAGUGACUUGUCAAUGUCUAAGUCCAUAGAUCUUAUCUUAUUUAAUCACUGAGACUAGUCUCUGUCUAGGUCCUAAUGGAUCUUUUUGAAUUGAUCACUGAGAUCUGUCUAUGUUUGCUAAAAAUGUUAUUUCGACUGACCACUGACUCUGUCGGUCCAACAGUUAAACACUGCCACAGAUGUCGAACUCAACACGGUCAACGCCAUCUACGUCAACCCCAACUACAACAUUCUGCCUCAGUUCGUUAAUGACGUCACCAACUACUAUUCUGCGGUGGCAUCAAAUUUUGACCUCUCUGCACCUGGUGGACCGGAGCAACCCAUCAACGAUUUCAUUGCGGCCAAGACGAAAAAUACAAUCAAAAAUACUGUACCCACAGGUAAAAAUAUGAUAAAAAAUACUGUACCCACAGGUAAAAAUAUGAUAAAAAAUACUGUACCCACAGGUAAAAAUAUGAUAAAAAAUACUGUACCCACAGGUAAAAAUAUGAUAAAAAAUACUGUACCCACAGGUAAAAAUAUGAUAAAAAAUACUGUACCCACAGGUAAAAAUAUGAUAAAAAAUACUGUACCCACAGGCAAAAACCAAAGGAAAAUAGAUAGUUAUUCCAAGGAAAGUAGAGAGAACAAGGAAAACUUAUGUUCGACCAUGGAGAAAUAGAUAGCUAUACCAAGGAGAAGUUAAUAGCUGUACCAAGGAGAAAUAGAUAGCUAUACCAAGGAGAAAUAGAUAGAUAUACCAAGGAGAAUUAGAUAGCUAUACCAAGGAGAAAUAGAUAGAUAUACCAAGGAGAAUUAGAUAGCUAUACCAAUGUAAACAGAGUUAAAUUAUUGUUAAAACCCUAGAAGUACACGUUCUUACUAACUAUAAAAUUAAAAAGAAUCAGUUCACUACUUUGAAAGGGGAUGUUGAUAUUUUUGGAUCUGACGUGUUUGGCUUGAUUUUUUUGUUUUACAAUAACAAACCAACCCUAAGAAUGGUCGUAUAUUUGACAGGAACUAUUGACCGCAAUACGGUGCUGCUCUUGGUCAACACAAUUUUCUUCAACGGAACCUGGGAGCGCAAAUUCCCGGCUUAUGAGAGCUUCAGUCAGGACUUUCACAAAGCGGAUGGGGCUGUUGAAUUGGUAAGUACAUAAAUAUGGUAAAAUGCCGGAGGGGCUGUUGAACUAGUAAGUACAUAUAUGGUAAAAUGGGGAGGGGGCAGGUAUGUAUGUUGUUAUAGCUAGUUGCGGAAGUGUAUUUUGGUCUGAUGGGAAGUGUAGGUUUUCUACAUAAGGAGUACUCGGUCUAGUUGGUGAAUGUGUGUUGGUCUAGUUGUUGAGUGUGUGUUGGUCUAGUUGUGGGAGUACAUGUUGGUUUAGUUGUGGGAGUGUGUCGAUUUUCAAAAAUGCUGUAUCUCCAUUUUUUUGUCGUUUUGAGAUAAUCGACUUUUUCUGCUACACAAUGAUGGCUCAAAUUUUCGGAAAAAUAAAUGUUUAUUUAGGUAUAUAUUCAAAAUAUACGUUAGAUUAUAAUGAAAAUUGAAAUGUAGGUUAAUGAAAAUGUAUUUAUUUUACUUGGUUGAAUUUCGUUUUUCGUUUCAAAAUGCUGUGUAUCCAGCUGUAAUUUAGCGAAAGAAUGUUGUAUAUCCAUUUUGAUAGCAUAACAUUUUCCCAGUAGCAAAUAAUUCAAGUUGUUUAUAGAUUAUAAACCACUUACAUAUUAAAAUAAAAUUUAUUUGUAUCAUAUACGUUAUACGAUCGUGUAUAUUUAAUGUUUUUUAUUGAUAUAUUUUAACAGAACAGUGUAAUAAAUGCUGGGAAGUCGCUUGUAAUAGUGCAAUGUUUAGAGUACGCUAUAAGUUUGCAUGAUUUGUUUUUAUAAAUCUGAAUUCUAAACAAAAGUAAACACGAUAAUGUUCAAUUCACAAAUCAUUUGAUUUGACUUUAGAACAACGACACAAUAGAACAUAAUGAAGUGUCUGAUUCAGAGUGUGCAUCAUCUUCAAUAGCAGUUUGGUGUUUUGUUCCAGGAAAAGUUGAUGCUUCUUAUUUACAUACAAAUCAGAGGGAAAAUAUUUCUGUCCUUGAGCACCAUUUCUUCUGUAAUGGCUGGAUCUGCAUGUAAAAGAUUGAAUGUGUCAUAAAUUACACAGCUAACUUAUGUUACUGCCUUAAUAAUAAACCAGAUAUUUUAACAUAACAUUGAGAUGAACCAUUGAAGAGAUCAUUACCUUAGAAUUCAUCCUGGUCACAUCAAAUUUACAACUACAACCGUUUUUUUCCCCAAAAACGGGCAACUAAUUUAAACUUGGCUUGGAUUGGUUUGAGACAGUAUUUUUUUUUUCAUCACAUAAUUUAAUGUUGAACAGCUCCUAAUGAUGCACGACGACCGAACCAUCAAUGUAAAGAGAGACAACGUGAACGGCGUCGACGUGGCUGAGCUCCCCUUCAAAGGCGGCAGGUUCAGUCUGUACAUCGCUCUGCCCCAGAAAGUGGACGGCAUCUCAGAAUUAGGUGAGCGCAAUCAGCUUGCGACUUCUCCUAACGUGAGAGAGGGGGGAGGGGGGACAAAAAUACCAUUUUCGAUGCAAUACUGGUAGAUACCAACCGUAGAAAACUGUCUACAUUGCGUUUCGGAAGGGGGAGGGGGUGGUAUUGGUAAUCAUUUAAAAAAAUGGAAAGGGGGAGGGUUUGUGGUGGGAUUAUGAGCAUAUGCACAUUAAAAGGUCACAAGGUCACAACUCUGAGCAUGUGUUACGCUGGAGUUGGAUAAGAACCACCCAUAAAUCCUUAGACAAUGUGUCACGUUUGAGUUAGGAAUAUCUCAUAACUUUUUUUUAAACCAUAUGACACGUUGAUCAAGUGCCACGUUGGAGUUACGAAUCCCAGGUAAAUUUGGUGACCGUUAAAAUAAUUGUUGACUUUUUUAAACAUGAUUAUUAAGCGGGACAUAAAGAAAUCAAAUUGUUUGUUGUCUUUUUUUUUUUUUUUGGGGGGGGGGGGUUUAAUCCUUUUUUUUUUUUCAAUUUUUCCUUUUUUUUUUUUUUCACUUUUUUUUUUUUUUUUUUUUUUUUUUUGGGGGGGGGGGGUUUAAUCCUUUUUUCUUCUUCAAAUUUUCCCUUUCUUUGUUUCUCACAUUAUUAUGCAUGUCCUAAAUUUCUAACCACACCAUAUUUAUAAAUUUUAAACAUAUGAUAAAUUAUUAACAUAUGAUAAACUAUAAACAUAUGAUAAAUUAUAAACAUAUGAUAAAUUAUAAACAUAUGAUAAACUAUAAACAUAUGAUAAAUUAUAAACAUAUGAUAAACUAUAAACAUAUGAUAAAUUAUAAACAUAUGAUACAUUAUAAACAUAUGAUACAUUAUAAACAUAUUAUAAAUUAUAACAUAUGCUAAAUUCUAAAUAUAUAAUAAUUAUAAACAUAUGAUACAUUAUAAGCAUAUGAUAAAUUAUAAACAUAUGAUAAAUUAUAAACAUAUGAUACAUUAUAAACAUAUGAUAAAUUAUAACAUAUGCUAAAUUCUAAAUAUAUAAUAAUAAUAAACAUAUGAUAAAUUAUAAACAUAUGAUAAAUUAUAAACACAUAAUAAAUUCUAAAAGAAAUACAAUAAUAUAAUUUUUUUUUCUUUCCAUUUUUUGAAACACAUUUAUUGGAGGGAUAUCAACAACAACAACAACAAAAUCUUAAAUAUAUCUAUAGAUGCAACUAAAUGACAUUUGGUCUUUAGGACUCUUAAAUACUGAGCAUAAACUUUCAGAAAAGCUGCUGGCCACAGCGGGCAAGGUGGACGACCUUUUCGCCGGCUUGAGUCCAGUCCGACUUAGUCUGGCCAUCCCUGUCGUAAGGCUGUCGUCGUCCAUGAUGGUGAGCUCGAACCUCAAGGACAUGGGGAUUGUGAAGGCUUUCAGCCCCAUGGCGGCAGACUUCACCGGCAUCACGCAGUCGGGUGAGCGAGGCAUCUGUCAAGGGGUACAUUCAAAACAUCGCCCCCAUAUUGCUUGUGACCAUAUGUAACUUUGACAAUGUAUCCAACCUGGGUCUAUAUAACAUGUAAAAAUAUCCCCCCCUUCCCCCCCUCCCCCCCCCCCCCCUCUAUUUUUNNNCCCCCCCCCCCCCCCCCCCCCCGUCUGUUUUUGAAUUCUCCAGGUAAAUAGAUUUUUAAAACUAUUUAUUUUCGUUGGCGGGGAGGGGGUUGAGGGGGAUUAAACGAGGAAUUUUUUUUACAAAAUAAUGUCUCCUGUCUGUGUUGUGUUUGGGACUGAUCUCCAAUUCAUCAGAUCAAAAGGCCAUAUUUUGGCCAGAUAUUUAUGUGACCACACAUAUGACAAGCCCUUUACCAUAAGUUAAAUUUUAAGAAGUUAAAAUUUAUAAUAAUAAAUAUAGGCCUGCUAAAAUUCAUUGAUUCAGCAAUCGCUAAUAUGAAAAUUAGGGUUGCAUGGGAAAACAACUGAAGAAUUAUUAUUAAGCUAAUAACGAAUUUUUAAUGGGUUCAUUAUUUGUAUCAUUUUUUUAAAAAGAAGUCUACAAACAUCUGUCAUUUGACAAAUUCUUAAAAUUCAUAGAGAACUCUCGAAUAAAAUACAAAUAACAUGACCAACAGAAUUGACCAAGGUUGAAAAAAAAGACGGGGGGGGUGGGGGGGUAUCUUCCGUUACUCGAGAGUUUGAGGUGGACACCAGUGAAGCGCUUCCAGUGUGAUGGUUUGUUUGAGGUGGACACCAGUGAAGCGCUUCCAGUGUGAUGGUUUGUUUGAGGUGGACACCAGUGAAGCGCUUCCAGUGUGAUGAUUUUUUUUGUAAAUACAAAGCUCUCUUUGUAACCAGCUUUUGUAUAUAGAAUUUUUUUCAAUAUAUCCAGACAUGUAUAUAUAACGCUGUCAAUGUAUCCAGUCUUGUAAAUACGUUGGGAAUGUAUCCAACAGUUGUUUCUACAACGCUGUCCACGGAUCCAAGCUGGUGUUAUGUAAAUUUGUCAGUGUAUUCAAUCUUUGUAUAUAUAUAAGGUUGUCGGUGCAUGCAUGGUAUGUUUACAUUACUAUAUAAAACUAUCCACCACGUCUCUAGUAUUCCUCCUCCACCACCCUUCGAUCGGUGCAUUGUGUAACAAUUUCGUUUCAUUCAAACGAAGUCGAGAAGUAGCGCGCCGACAGAUACAGGAGGUUGGUGUCCUAACUAUGUUUUAUACCUUGUGCAGCCCAGGUGUACCUCAGCCACGUCAUUCACAACGCCGUGAUUGACAUCAAAGAGACCGGCACCGUGGCCGCCGCGGCCACUGUCAUCGACAUCGUCGCCACGUCCGUGCAGUUGCCGCCCGCGGAAUCCUUCGUGGCUGACCACCCCUUCCUCUACUUCCUGCGGGACAAGCAAACCGGCCUGAUCCUCUUCCAGGGACAGUACUCCGGCUAGACGUCAACUGUAGAUGAUUCUUAAAUGCUUUAAAAAAAAUUAAAAAUUUAAGCCGUAACAAAGAUUUUGUUAGUCUUUUUUAUCAGAAGCUAUACUUUUUAGAAUAUAUUGUUAACAAGAAAAAUGACAAAGUCAAUAAAAUGCUCAAGAAAUUAUUAUUAUUAUUUUUUUUUACAUUAAAAAAAGACAACUAUUUAGUUAUGUAGCAUUUGGGACUGAUCCUUAAAAGAAGAAGGAAGAACAACUAAAUGCUUUCUAAUACUGAAACGUACUGUGUUUUACAACAACACAACUUUUUAACUAUACGUGUUAUGAGUAAAAUACUGGACAAUUUUGUUCUUUUUUUUUUUAACGCAAGAAUUUCCAAGCUCUCAUGAUUAAUAUUCUUAUUUUGUCUAGCCACCCCACCAACAUUCAUAAUAUUCUUAUUUUGUCUAGCCACCCCACCAACAUUAAAAAAAGUUGAAUAAAAGUGGUCUGAUUUCCUCGUUACUGACCUCGGUGUGUUAGCCGAAAUAAUCUGUUUAGCAC
Messenger RNA from Lymnaea stagnalis (great pond snail), 8878 nucleotides. NCBI's taxonomy places the organism in Eukaryota, Metazoa, Mollusca, Gastropoda, Lymnaeidae. The record is from the annotation of a GenBank genome assembly.